CUGCCUGACUAGACUGGAGCCCUAAUGAGGCUGCGGGGGGUGGAGCCUGCCCUUUCAUCUUGAGAUCUCCAAGCACCUGGUGGUUGGGGAGCCUUUUCCCUGGGGCUCCGCCCUGCACACUGGCUGAGAGACAGGAGGUAGGAGAUGGGGGGCGGCUGGGGCUCCCCAGAGGUCCACUUGGCCUCCCUCCCAGGCCAGCCGCUCUUUGCCACCUUCCCCCAGCCAGUUGUCCUCCAGCCCGUCUCUCACUGGUCAGUUUGUUUGAAUCAGAGCUGCCUCAUUGGCCAUCCUGCGGCCCUCCCUUCCUGCCUGGCCUCUGGCUCCCACCUUUCUAACUGUCCCAGCCCCGCCCCCCAGUAUCUCUGUCUCUGUGUCUCUGCCCAGGCUCACUGCGUUGUCUCUGACUCCCCCUCCCAGCAGCAAGGAGGCGGGCCGGGGUCUCCUUCCCUCUGCCCCCCCCAGGCCCAGCGGCCCUUGUGGGCAGCACCAAACAGCAGGGACUCUGAGUCAGUCCCCUCCCCAGCUCCCGCCUCCCCGUGGCAGCUGAGGUUGAACCCCUGCCAAGGGGGCAGGCCCUGAGGAGGGAAGCUGGGCCGCUUGGAGCCGGGGCAGCCAGCCGGAGCGGGCCUCAGAUACUGCCAUGCCAGGAGAGGAGAGCUGGCUCCCUCUGGGCCGGGAGCCCCCCCUACCUGGGCUAGCCACGCUCUGAGCCCCUGCCUGGGCCCAGCCUCCCCCGGCCGGAGAGCAGAAGGCUGGAGGCCUGGUAGCUGGCACCAGGUGACCGCAGCCCCUGCACCAUGUUCGGGAAGAAGAAGAAGCGGCUGGAGAUCUCGGCCCCCUCCAACUUCGAGCACCGCGUGCACACGGGCUUUGACCAGCAGGAGCAGAAGUUCACGGGGCUCCCGCGCCAGUGGCAGGGGCUCAUCGAGGAGUCGGCCCGGCGGCCCAAGCCCCUCAUCGACCCCGCCUGCAUCACCGCCAUCCAGCAUGGGGCCCACAAGGUACGCGCCAGGGGGAGGAAGGGGGGCAAGGGAGGGGCCAAGGCAAGGCCCUCGCUGUUGGAUGAGUUUGAGAACAUGUCUGUGACCCGGUCCAACUCACUCCGGCGGGACAGCCCCCCCCUGCCCCUGCUGGCUCCUCCGGGCCCGCCCCAAGAGAAUGGGCUGACUGAGGCCCAGGGAUCGGGGGCUCGUGCCUGGGCCCGGCAAGGGCACCCGGGCCCGGGGCAGGGGGUCCCCGAGGGUGGAGGCCGCCGGCAGGGGCCCGGUGGGGAAGGGGGCGGGAUGGAGAAGAGGCCCAAGUCAUCAGGGGAGGGAGCUCCAGGCCAGCCGGGGAGCCCCCAGCCGGCCCGGGACAAACGGCCCCUGUCGGGGCCCGACGUCCGGACCCCACGGCCCCCGGGUGCAGGAGGUGGGGCGAAGUCAUCGGCCGGGAGGCCGUUUAACACGUAUCCGCGUGCUGACUCGGACCAUCCCCCGAGGGGCCCAGGGCCCCAGGGAGAGCCCCGCCAUCCUGCCCCCAACGGUCCCUCCGCAGGAGGGCUCCCUGCACACUCUUCCAAGCCGCCGCCCCGUGCUGCCCGGGGCCCAGAGCCCGCCCCUGCCCCGGGUACCCUGAGCCCGCACGCUUCGGAACCCCAGCUGGCCUCUCGUGUCCCCCCCCCGCCUUCAGCCCAGCCUGCCGUGCCCCCGUCGGGACCCCGCUCCCCCCAGAGGGAGCCCCAGAGGGUGUCCCACGAGCAGUUCCGGGCCGCGCUGCAGCUCGUGGUGGAUCCGGGCGAUCCCCGGACCUACCUAGACAACUUCAUCAAGAUUGGCGAGGGCUCCACGGGCAUCGUGUGCAUCGCCACGGUCCGGAGCAGUGGCAAGCUGGUGGCCGUGAAGAAGAUGGACCUUCGGAAGCAGCAGCGACGGGAGCUGCUCUUCAAUGAGGUGGGAGUGGGGGAAGGGGCUGAGUCGGGGGGCCCCCCUCCAGCCUGGCCCCGGGCCCAAACCUUGUCUUGUGGCCCUCGGGAGGCCUGGGCUCUCUUAGGGCCCCUGGCGGGGGGCGGGGCCCGGUUCCUCUCAGGUUUCCCCAGGAUGAAUGAGGAGCAGAUUGCUGCCGUGUGUCUGGCUGUCCUGAAGGCUCUGUCUGUGCUCCAUGCCCAGGGCGUGAUCCACCGUGACAUCAAAAGUGACUCGAUCCUGCUGACCCACGACGGGCGGGUGAAGCUCUCCGACUUCGGCUUCUGCGCCCAGGUGAACAAGGAGGUGCCCAGGAGGAAGUCCCUGGUGGGCACCCCCUACUGGAUGGCUCCCGAGCUCAUCUCCCGCCUGCCUUACGGGCCCGAGGUGGACAUAUGGUCCCUAGGAGUAAUGGUCAUUGAGAUGGUAGAUGGGGAACCCCCAUAUUUCAAUGAACCGCCCUUGAAGGCCAUGAAGAUGAUCCGGGACAACCUGCCCCCCAAGCUGAAAAACCUCCACAAGGUUUCCCCCUCCCUUAAGGGCUUCCUGGAUCGCCUGCUGGUGCGGGACCCAGCGCAGAGAGCCACGGCCAGUGAACUGUUGAAGCAUCCCUUCUUGGGCAAGGCAGGCCCCCCAGCCAGCAUCGUGCCCCUCAUGCGCCAGAACCGCAUGAGAUGAGACUGGACCAGCCCUGGCCCUCCCCCUAACCAAAGAAGCGCCUCAAAGGCAGGUAUCCUGCCCGGGAGAAGCAGGAGGGAGCUCAGUGGGCGCCCCGGCCCCCCCUCGUGCAUUUGCUAGAUGCCUCCUGGCAGACUUGGCCCCGGGCACCCCGUGGCUCCUUCAGACCCUUCUGGGGAACUCAACUACUGAGUUGCGGUUUUGAUGUUUUGCUGUUUUUAAAUAAUGACUUGGGAGCAAGGGCGCCGAGGGUCUCUCAGACCGGAGCCCCUUGCCAUCUGCCUCCUUUGGGGCCGGUUGGCUUGACACUGGAAAUCUGCAGAGCGGGAGAGCUCUCCCGGCCUCGAGAGAGGGCGGCUGGGGCGGGCAGUGGGCACAGAGGCACCCGCGCCCUUCCGCGCCGUGCUGGGUGUCUGCGUGUGGCGGGGGAUGCUGGCGCUUGCCUGCGUCUCUGUGCUUUUGUUCGAGUGCAUGAAGCGAGGCGCGUGCAAGUGCCAGAGCGGUGACGUCUGGGGGCCGCCUCCACCCCCCUCUCCCCUGCUGAGGCCUGAUGCCGGGGAGGGCUGGCCGCCUCUGUCCUCCGGCCUCUGCCGAGAAUACUACUGUGCCCCUGGGAGACCCUCUUUUUAACAAAAGAGCUAUUUAUAUUGUCAUUUCAUAACAAAUCUUCGGCCUUGGGCCCCAUGCCGGGGUCCGCCGGGAGCCGGGGUCCUGGAUUUGGGAAGCCGUGCUGCAGGCCUGGACCCCCAGUUAGUUUUACAAUUAAAAUGUUUUCCUUCA
Messenger RNA from Sarcophilus harrisii (Tasmanian devil), 3401 nucleotides. RefSeq names its product p21 (RAC1) activated kinase 4 (gene PAK4). NCBI's taxonomy places the organism in Eukaryota, Metazoa, Chordata, Mammalia, Dasyuromorphia, Dasyuridae. Gene Ontology annotation, cellular component: cytoplasm. The record is from RefSeq and is a predicted model, not a curated record. Gene Ontology annotation, molecular function: protein serine/threonine kinase activity; ATP binding. Gene Ontology annotation, biological process: intracellular signal transduction; regulation of MAPK cascade; protein phosphorylation.